Molecule: messenger RNA, 2976 nt
Organism: Haliotis rubra (blacklip abalone)
Lineage: Eukaryota; Metazoa; Mollusca; Gastropoda; Lepetellida; Haliotidae
Product: multiple epidermal growth factor-like domains protein 11
Exons: 11
Coding region: 94-1752 (552 amino acids)
Molecular function (GO): scavenger receptor activity
Source: RefSeq, a predicted model, not a curated record
GGCAGGUAUUUUACUGGUGGGGGGUGUUGUCUAGAAGUCGCCCUGUUGUAGUCAUUCACUUCCUUGUAGUACUGUGGUCAUACUGUGGACACAAUGGAGAAGUACCUUGGGGCUGCUGUCUUGUUUGUGAUCUUUCUUGGACACUGUUCAUGCAACUGUCCUGGUGGUACAUACGGGUACAACUGUGGUUACACAUGUAACUGUGACCAGGACAAGUGUAAUCCUACUUCCGGCUGCAGUCCGCCAAACUGUUCCCCAGGGUGGUCUGGUCCGACAUGUCAGAAACAUAACCUUGCGAGGGUGAAACCUACAUCAUCCAGUGGAGAAGGUCUUUACCCAUCAUCCCAAGCCACUGACGGAAACACUGCUGCAAACAGUUACGCUUUCUGUAUAGAGACAAAGGGCAGCAACCCCAACUGGUGGCGAGUGGAUCUCAAUGACACAGUGUUGAUACGUGACGUCACCAUCUACUUCAGAACUGACUAUACACCCAGAAGAAACGGCAUCCAGGUGUACCUCACCAACACCACCACCAUACCCAGCGGUCUCCUCUGCUACACUGUGACAGGAAGAGUAGAUGGGCCUGACAUCAACAACACCACAUCUUUCCCCUGUCACGGCAGAGGGCGCUACGUACUUUUGUACACAACUACAGCUAAUAAUAGGGAUACACAACCUAUAAUGGACUUUUGUGAGGUGGAGGUGAAUGCUUGUGAUCCGGGUACCUUUGGUGCUGACUGUGAGAACUACUGCCACUGUAAAGACGGCGUCUGUAACGACAUCACGGGGGUUUGUCCUCCAGGUGGAUGUCUGGCAGGCUGGAAGGGAACCAACUGCGAUGUCGAAUGUGUCGACAAUGUCGAGUACGGCCCUGACUGUAGAGGGGCGUGUUCUUCCCGGAUGUGCCAGGGAGAUGGGAGCACCUGUCCCCGGGACACAGGACGGUGUACAGAUGGAUGUCAGGCAGGAUGGAAGGGGAGGACUGCACUACAGCCUGUGUCCAAGGUGUGGAAUACGGGGUCAGGUGUCUCAAAACCUGCAGUACCCGGAUGUGCCAGGGAGAUGGGAGCACCUGUUCCCGGGAUACAGGACGGUGUGAUGGAGGAUGUCAGGCAGGAUGGAGGAGUGGACUGCAGGCAAGAGUGUACGCUAAACGUGAAUUAUGGACCCGGUUGUCAUGGUAACUGCAGUGCCCGGAAGUGUAAGGGGAGGUAUCGGGCACCCUGUCCCGGGAUACUGGGCGGUGUGGUGGAGGAUGUCAUCCAGGAUGGGAGGGAGUGGACUGUAUGUUGGAAUGUCAGUCGCGGACGUUUGGUGUCAACUGUUCCUCCACGUGUGGACAUUGUGUGGACGAUGAACCUUGUCACCCAUGUCACUGGAACCUGUCUCAAGGGCUGCAGUCCAGGCUGGGUCAGCAACACCUGUCAACAAGUGGUCAGCAGUUUACCUGGAAACUCAACGGGACGAAUAUCUCCUUUGGUAGCUGGAUUUAUUGGAGCCGUUGUGAUGUUGGUGUUGUUGGCUGUUGUUGCAGGUGCAGUGUGCUCAUGGAGGAAAGGAGACUUCAGGAUGGCAAAGACGUCAUCAAAAGAACCUGGCACCCCGCAGACAAGCCCGGCCCCACCUGUAGAAGUCUCAACAUAUGAUGUGCUGCCUGAACAUGACUACACCAAGCUGGACACGAUCCACACAGAGCAUUAUGACACAUUACAAACUACAGUUGAUUACCAGAACAGUGAUGUCCGUAUCUAGCCGCAAGGAUCCACACAGAACAUUAUGAGGCAUUACAGCCUACACUUAGUUAUCAGAACGGUGAUGUUCGUAUCUUGUUUGACAGGAUCCACACAGAGCAUUAUGACACAUUACAGCCUACAGUUAGUUACCAGAACAGUGAUGUCCGUAUCUUGUUUGACAGGAUCCACACAGAGCAUUAUGAGACAUUACAGCCUACAGUUGGUUACUAGAACAGUGAUGUCCGUAUCUUGUUUGACAGGAUCCACACAGAGCAUUAUGAGACAUUACAGCCUACAGUUAGUUACCAGAACAGUGAUGUCCGUAUCUAGCUUGGCGGGAUCAACACAGAGCAUUAUGAGACAUUACAGCCUACAGUUAGUUACCAGAACAGUGAUGUCCGUAUCUAGCUUGGCGGGAUCAACACAGAGCAUUAUGAGACAUUACAGCCUACAGUUAGUUACCAGAACAGUGAUGUCCGUAUCUAGCUUGGCGGGAUCAACACAGAGCAUUAUGAGACAUUACAGCCUACAGUUAGUUACCAAAACAGUGAUGUCCGUAUCUAGCUUGGCGGGAUCAACACAGAGCAUUAUGAGACAUUACAGCCUACAGUUAGUUACCAGAACAGUGAUGUCCGUAUCUAGCUUGGCGGGAUCAACACAGAGCAUUAUGAGACAUUACAGCCUACAGUUAGUUACCAGAACAGUGAUGUCCGUAUCUAGCUUGGCGGGAUCAACACAGAGCAUUAUGAGACAUUACAGCCUACAGUUAGUUACCAGAACAGUGGUGUCAGUAUCUAGCUUGGCGGGAUCAACACAGAGCAUUAUGAUACAUUACAGCCUACAGUUAGUUACCAGAACAGUGAUGUCCGUAUCUAGCUUGGCGGGAUCAACACAGAGCAUUAUGAUACAUUACAGCCUACAGUUAGUUACCAGAACAGUGAUGUCCGUAUCUAGCUUGGCGGGAUCAACACAGAGCAUUAUGAUACAUUACAGCCUACAGUUAGUUACCAGAACAGUGAUGUCCGUAUCUAGCUUGGCGGGAUCAACACAGAGCAUUAUGAGACAUUACAGCCUACAGUUAGUUACCAGAACAGUGAUGUCCGUAUCUAGCUGGACAGGAUCCUCACAGAGCAUUAUGAGACAUUGCUGCCUUCAGUACCCGCGUCCAGCAGGGUACAAUUUUGCAUUCUUCAUACAGCUGAAACCACACACCAGUUUGUACUAAAUUCUCCAUUUUCAAAAG